CGAGCAUUCCUCUCAAGAAGCUUAGCUCUCUAUCUUGUUGAUGAGGUAAUUACAUGCGCACUUGGAUGCAAAAAUCAUGUCACCGCCGACAGAUCGAACAGAGAUCCUUGCUCGGUUUCGAGCCAAUAUCGAGAAGCAUGUUCCCAUCAUGGGUGCCGGCGCAGGUAUCGGGCUCUCUGCAAAAGGUGCAGAAGCCGGAGGCAUCGACCUCAUCAUUAUCUACAACAGCGGCCGUUUUCGCAUGGCGGGUCAGGGCAGCUUGGCAGGCCUCAUGCCAUUCAGCAACGCAAACGAUGUCGUCGUAGACAUGGCCCCCGAAAUCCUCAGCGCGGUUUCAAAAACUCCUGUGAUCGCAGGUGUGUGUGCGACAGAUCCAUUCAAGGAUAUCCCACGGUUCUUGGCCCAGCUGAGAGAUUUGGGGUUUGCUGGAGUGCAGAACUUUCCUACUGUGGGUCUUAUUGAUGGGCAGUUUAGAGCGAAUCUUGAGGAGACGGGUAUGAGCUAUCAGAAAGAGGUGAAGAUGAUCCAAGUGGCGAGCAAGAUGGGUUUGAUUACCACGCCCUAUGUUUUUGAUCCUGAGCAAGGUGUUGCCAUGGCGAAAGCAGGCGCUGAUAUUUUCGUGGCUCACAUGGGACUGACGACUUCGGGGACUAUUGGUGCCAAGACUGGAAAGACUUUGGAAGAAUGUGUUGGUAGUGUUCAAGCUAUUCGAGAUGCGGUGGUUUCUGUGAAGCCGGAUGCCAUUGUCUUGUGUCAUGGAGGCCCGAUCGCGUCUCCCAAAGAUGCGGAGUUCAUGUUGAACCGGGUGAAGGGACUGCAUGGUUUCUUUGGUGCGAGUUCGAUGGAGAGAUUGCCUGUGGGGGAGGCGAUCAAGCGGAAUGCGAUGGAAUUCAAGAACAUUGCGAUGAACACUUCAUAGUUCAGAAAAUGGAGUUGCUUUAUUACAUUUCAAAAUUCCACUGGAAAGGAACGAUAAACGCAUUGAUUUGUAUUUACUGCUGGAAAAUCGUCGUUGAGUUCAAUGAUUACUACAAGCU
Molecule: messenger RNA, 1037 nt
Organism: Mollisia scopiformis
Lineage: Eukaryota; Fungi; Ascomycota; Leotiomycetes; Helotiales; Mollisiaceae
Exons: 2
Coding region: 77-919 (280 amino acids)
Molecular function (GO): catalytic activity
Source: RefSeq, a predicted model, not a curated record